This is a messenger RNA of Danaus chrysippus (African queen), 2124 nucleotides long. The record is from the annotation of a GenBank genome assembly. NCBI's taxonomy places the organism in Eukaryota, Metazoa, Arthropoda, Insecta, Lepidoptera, Nymphalidae.
AUGACUGCGGACGUUCAAAGUAAAACGAAGAUGCCGCAUCUCUCGUCCGAUAAACAACUUACUUUUAUAAAACUGGCUGUUUUAUCAAUGGCAGCAAUUUUAUCGUUUGGAACACGUCUUUUCUCUGUUUUACGCUUCGAAAGCGUGAUACAUGAGUUCGACCCGUACUUUAACUACAGAACAACACGUUAUCUGACAGAAGAAGGGUUCUAUAAGUUCCACAAUUGGUUUGAUGAUAGAGCAUGGUACCCUCUAGGACGUAUUAUUGGUGGUACAAUAUACCCUGGGCUGAUGGUGACAUCGGCUACAUUAUACAACAUCAUGCAGUUCCUCAACAUUACUAUAGACAUCAGGAAUGUAUGUGUGUUCCUGGCUCCGUUCUUCUCAUCACUCACAACUAUUGUCACCUACCUGCUGACUAAGGAGUUGAAGGAUGAAGGUGCAGGGUUGGUUGCUGCGGCAAUGAUUGCCAUAGUCCCCGGCUACAUAAGUCGUUCAGUCGCAGGCAGUUAUGAUAACGAGGGUAUUGCCAUCUUCUGUAUGCUCCUAACAUAUUAUUUCUGGAUCAAAGCCGUCAACACUGGCACUAUUUUGUGGGCCACUAUGACUGCAUUGGCAUACUUUUAUAUGGUGUCAUCAUGGGGUGGAUAUGUGUUCCUAAUCAACUUGAUCCCUCUUCAUGUCCUGGCUCUGAUUUUACUUGGCCGUUUUUCUCACCGUGUGUAUGUAGCCUACAGCACUCUAUACUGUGUAGGAACGGUACUUUCAAUGCAGAUCAGCUUUGUUGGCUUCCAGCCGGUACAGAGCUCGGAGCAUAUGCUUGCGUUAGGCACAUUCGGUCUAUGCCAACUGUACUUGUUCACUCAGUAUCUUCGAGCUCGUCUGUCUCCAUCAAACUUUGAGCUGUUGUUCAAGGCUCUACUGACUACUCUACUAGCUACACUCGGAACGGCACUCGUAGUACUAACUGUCACCGGCAAAAUAUCACCAUGGACCGGCAGAUUCUAUUCUCUACUGGACCCGUCGUACGCUAAGAACCAUAUUCCUAUCAUUGCGUCUGUGUCCGAGCAUCAGCCCACAUCAUGGUCGUCGUUCUACUUCGAUCUGCAAGUGCUUGUGUUCUUGUUCCCCGCCGGCCUCUACUUCUGCUUCACCAAACUCACGGACGCCAACAUCUUCAUCAUACUAUACGGAGUACUCAGCAUAUACUUUGCGGGUGUGAUGGUCCGAUUAAUGUUGGUGCUUGCUCCCGUCAUGUGUAUCGUGUCAGGAGUGGCCGCCUCCAGUCUGCUGAGUCUACACGUAAAGGACAUCGAACCUAAAGCUGAAAAACCUGACAAGAAGAAGAAACAUGAAAAUAAUCUGGUGUUCAGGUCUGAGGUGGGGGCUCUGUUCGUGAUGGUGCUCUGUGGCUUGCUGGUGUCGUACGUGUUCCACUGCACGUGGGUAACUUCAGAGGCGUACUCAUCUCCCUCCAUAGUGUUGUCUGCGCGGGCUCACGACGGCGCCAGGAUCAUAUUCGACGACUUCAGGGAGGCUUACACCUGGCUCAAGAUGAACACUCCAGAGGACGCGAAAGUGAUGUCAUGGUGGGACUACGGGUAUCAGAUAACAGCGAUGGCGAACAGAACGGUGAUAGUGGACAACAACACGUGGAACAACACUCACAUCUCACGCGUGGGCCAGGCCAUGGCGUCCAGUGAGGAGCACGCCUACGAGAUCAUGAGGGAGCUGGACGUGGACUACGUGCUCGUUAUAUUUGGAGGACUCGUGGGAUACUCCUCUGACGACAUCAACAAGUUCCUGUGGAUGGUCCGUAUCGGCGGCAGUACAGACCGCGGCGCGCACAUCAAGGAGGCCGACUAUUACACCGGCGCGGGCGAGUUCCGCGUCGACGCCCACGGAGCGCCCGCGCUGCUCAACUGUCUCAUGUACAAGAUGAGCUACUACAAAUUCGGCUUGGUGUACACCGAGGGCGGCCGGCCUCCGGGAUACGACCGCGUGCGGGGCGCCGAGAUCGGCAACAAGGACUUCAAUCUGGACGUACUGGAAGAAGCGUACACCACCGAGCACUGGCUGGUCCGCGUCUACAAGGUCAAGCCUCUGCCCAACCGCGGCCUUUGA